AUGAAGGUCAGUGUUUCUCUUCUUCUGUUUUGCUAUCUGUCACUGAGUGAUGGAGAAAAGGAGCUGGAAGUUUUAGUGGCCAGUGAAAAAAAUAACCAGCCCAACAUCUGGACUGAGGUGAGAGAAGUCAGAGACAUGAUGGUGGAGCUCAGAGUCAAGCUGGACAUGACGAUGAAAGAGAAUGCAAAAAUGGCAGAACAAAUACUGGAGCUGAAGAAAGAGAAUUCAGACAUGAAAGAGAAAAUCAAGAUCAGUGAAGCCCAGCUGGAAAAAACAAAGCAAUUCAGGUCAGAACGACCAAAAGUGGCCUUUUCAGCCGAUUUGGGGAUUAGUGAUGAUUUAGGACCUCAGUCUACUGAGCACACACUUGCAUUCAGCAACGUCUUCACAAAUAUUGGUAAUGACUACAACCCAGCAACAGGUCUCUUUAUUUCUGCAGUUAAAGGGCUUUACUACUUCAGCUUCACUGCAUGUGGUGUUCAAAUCAGACAGUCAAUGGGUGCGAGUUUAUUUAAGAAUGGGCAGAAUAUUGUGUCAGUAGGUCAGUGGCGUAACUACGAUCAGCACAGAUAUGCAUCAAACGCAGCCGUCCUGCAGCUGGAUGUGGGUGAUGUGGUUUGUGUCAAGCUUCUACCACAAUACACCACUUAUGACAGUCCAGACAACCUCAGCACCUUCAGCGGAUUCCUCAUUUACCCGAUGUAA
Messenger RNA from Danio aesculapii, 705 nucleotides. It is a transcript of the gene cbln17, whose product is annotated as cerebellin 17. The transcript has 5 exons. The coding region runs from base 1 to 705 and encodes 234 amino acids. Gene Ontology annotation, molecular function: protein binding. NCBI's taxonomy places the organism in Eukaryota, Metazoa, Chordata, Actinopteri, Cypriniformes, Danionidae. The record is from RefSeq and is a predicted model, not a curated record.